Molecule: messenger RNA, 5967 nt
Organism: Syngnathus acus (greater pipefish)
Lineage: Eukaryota; Metazoa; Chordata; Actinopteri; Syngnathiformes; Syngnathidae
Gene: plcd3a
Product: phospholipase C, delta 3a
Exons: 16
Coding region: 2679-5069 (796 amino acids)
Biological process (GO): intracellular signal transduction; lipid metabolic process
Molecular function (GO): calcium ion binding; phosphatidylinositol-4,5-bisphosphate phospholipase C activity
Source: RefSeq, a predicted model, not a curated record
UUUUUUUCUUAGAAGUUGCAGCGAUUAUGUCGUUUUACACUUGUGUGUGAAACACGCUAAGGAUAAGCUAACUUGCUAACGUAGGCUAGCGUUGGCUUUUUUCCUCCCCGAAACAACACGUCAAACAAAGUCACGUUAUCCCUUCUCACGGCCAAAAAUUCAUUAAAUGGCGUGUGGCGGUUAUGAAAUGGUCAUUCUAGACAAAUAGAGGGCAAUAACGCCAUGACUGACGCCGUCAAUGAAGCGACAAUGGCGAGCGAGUUGCUUCGAUGCAAAAACAAUGCAAACGGUCAGUAAAAGUAAGACGCACCCUGGUCAUCUUUCAAUAAGCACGUCGUAGUUGGUCACUUUUUCUUUUUAGUCACAAUAGAUAGGGAACAAAGUCAAGGAAAGGACCAUUAACGCUUAGGCUAACGUGUGGUUACACUGGGGCGGGCGUAGUGUAUUUGCUGGUAACGUGCCACUUCCCGUAGGUAGGGAGUUCCGCAUUGCUUUAUUUAAUCUUCGAAAACAUUUCAGUUGCGUCCUGAUGUCGUCAAGGUAUUUUCAUGAACGAGGCUCCGACGUGCCGACUAUGCGGUUAAACCGUGGCGUUAGCACCGCUUGACGCUUGGUCGUUUCAGGAAUUAGACGGCACCCAACUCUCGGUGGCAGGCUUGGUUUCAUCGGGAGGACGAGAAAACGAGUUUUUCAAGACAGACACCAUGUGCGCUAAAAUGCUUGUUAAUAAGCGAAUCGUUGAUUUAAUGCGUCAUGAAAGUCAAUUUGCUGCGCAAAUGGUUCCAUUUGACUGUGGAGUAAACUGGUGCGUGUUCAAUUGAUCCUGCUUAACUAGUUGGUUUUUGUUCAGCCAUUUUGACUUGCCAAAGACUACUAGUAAUAGUAGUAGUAUGUAAUAGUAGUAGUAAUGUGACUAUUAAUCGUAGUAGUAGUAGUAGUACGAUAGUGGAGUUCACUUAUUCCUUUCAACUCUUUGGAGGAAACACAGUGGUGUUACUGGUUCAGCCUGGCUAUUUCAUCGUUUUUAUUGACCAUUUUUGCUUUCUUGCGACGACUCGUAGUUGUUGUAUCAGUGCCACACUACGCCUGCUGGUAGUCGUAGCAGUUAGAAUCCAGUGUCUUCUUUUAACUGGAGUAAACAAGCAACCAUGUGAUGUUGAACUGAGCCUGCCCAGCUGUUUUUCUAUUUUAAAAGGCUGACGACUUCUAGUAACAGCAGUAGUACUAGUCAUAGUUGUCGAAGUAGUGUGACAGGGGAAUUUACUGUCUCCAAAGAACACAAGGCCUUCUGUUUCCACUAAUAGAAGCAGCCUUCGUUCGUCAGUUGGAGCCAAAUGGCAGGCGAGCGAGAGCCAGUUAAUGUGAAACAAAGCUUUAAGGGCAGAGGAGAUUGAGAAAUCGUAGCCACGGCUUGCCGGUGUUGUGCUUGCAACCGGAGAGAGGAGGGAGCCAUAGAGCUGCCAUGCCACCGCUGCUGCACAGAUCACAGCUUGUGCGGAUUAGCAAACUUAAUCUUAACAUGGCCGCCGCCGCCGCCAGUGCUCCAAUUGAGGGAAGAUGAAAGAUGGAUAUUAUUGUGAAGGCCUUCCUUUAUAUUGUUGUGAAGGCCUUCCUUUAUCUCAACAGACCUUGGACAGCCCAUUCAAUGGCCACCUUUGUAAAUUAUCUUUAAAAAGCCCCUUUAAGUCUUAGAACACACACUUAACACAACAUCAAAGUGGAGCAUUGUUUUGCAUUUGAUCUGUCCAUACAAGAUGCAUUGCACUAAUAGACUGUGACUACAGUAACUGUGGAUGACCAUCAGAUGGCGCUGCUUCCCUAGUGAUUGGUAAAUUGUUCUUGGUGCUUUGAGCGUCUGUGUAGCCCUUUCUUUCUUUCUUUCUUUCUUUCUUUCUUUCUUUCUUUCUUUCUUUCUUUCUUUCUUUCUUUCUUUCUUUCUUUCUUUCUUUCUUUCUUUCUUUCUUUCUUUCUUUCUUUCAGGUGGAUCGCUGCAACAAACAGUUGAAGAAAGGUGACGCCACCCUCUUGGUGGAGGCCAUCGCCAUGCUCCCAACACAAGUAAUAAUGUUUUGCACGACACCUGUGGGCCAAAGGUGGUACUGCACCAAGCAUGAUCCGGUGACUAUAACGACAUACUUACUACCAUGCUUAAAGCGUGCAUAUUGUCAAUGUCUAUUUAACUUGCAUACAUAUUUAAUGUGAAUAUCAUUGAAGUGUUGGCAUUUGAAAAUGCAUUUGAAGCCUCUAUCUAUCUAUCUAUCUAUCUAUCUAUCUAUCUAUCUAUCUAUCUAUCUAUCUAUCUAUCUAUCUAUCUAUCUAUCUAUCUAUCUAUGUAGCAUUUAAAAAUAACAGAAGUGGUGGGGCCUUGGUGAGUGACAUGUGGAGCGUCAGGUUGCUGUGUUGGUGCAGGCGGAAAAGCAGCGCAAAUGUGCGCCUGCUUUGGGGCUCAUAUUACGAGAAGGCACGGGGGCGCUGCACUGGGGAGGGACUGCAAGGGGCCCUCCCCCCUUUUCCUCCUCUCUCUCUCCCUCCCUCCCUCCCUCCCGUCUUUCCUCGGCGGCAGCACUUGCGGCUGCUUUUUGGGACCAGAGCAAGUCCGCUGAGGCACCUGGCUGCAAGCAGCCGACCCAAGCAAGCAAGCAAGUAGGCAGGCAGGACGCGAGCGUCUCUCCACCAUCAUGUUGGCCAGCAGCGGCAAGUCGCCGGUUACCUCCGCCAGGGAGCCCAGAGCCAAAGUGGCCGAGAAGAGCGCCGAUCCCAUUCGAAGGCUGGGUCUGCUGGACAACGAGGACGUGCGCGUGAUGAUGCGCGGCUCCAACAUGGUGAAAGUCCGCUCUCCAAGGUGGCAGAAGAGCCGCAACCUGCGCCUGCUGGACGACGGACUCACCGUGUGGUGCGAGUCGUCCAAGAGCUCCCGCAAGGCCAAAGCUCGUCAGACGUUUGCCGUGACUGAAGUGGAGUGCGUGCGAGAGGGCUGCCAGUCGGAGGCGCUGCGUCGGAUCUCGGGCUCGGUGCCGGACAGCCGCUGCUUCACCGUGGUCUUCAGGGGGGCCCGCAAGAGCCUGGACCUGCUGUGCCCGUGCGAGGACGAAGCGCAGCGCUGGGUGCGAGGCCUGCGCACCCUGAAGGAGCGCGUUGCCAACAUGACGCAGAAGGAGAAACUGGACCAUUGGAUCCGCGGCUACCUGCGGCGAGCCGAUCAGAACCAGGACGGCAAGAUGAGCUACGACGAAGUCCGCCGGCUGCUGCAGAUGAUCAACAUCGACCUGAGCGAGCAGUACGCUCGCUCCUUGUUCAAGAGGUGCGACCGGUCCGGGGACAGCCGCCUGGACCACAACGAGAUCGAGGAGUUCUGCCGGGAGCUGCUGCGUCGGCCCGAGCUGGACGCCGUCUUCCGCCACUACUCCGGCAACGGCUGCGUGCUCUCCACCGCCGAGCUGCGAGACUUUUUGGGGGACCAGGGAGAGGACGCCAGCCUGGCCCACGCCCAGAAUCUCAUCGGCACCUUCGAGCUCAACGACUGGGCUCAGAAGAACCAAUUCAUGACCCAGAACGGCUUCACUAUGUACAUGCUGUCGCGGGAGAACGACGUGCUGAACCCGGAACACGCCCGUGUCUACCAGGACAUGAGCCGCCCCCUGGCCCACUACUUCAUCUCCACCUCGCACAACACCUACCUCACCAAGGACCAAGUGACCAGCGCCAGCAGCACCGAGCCCUACAUCAGGGCUUUGAUUCAAGGCUGCCGCUGCGUGGAGCUGGACUGCUGGGACGGAGACAAAGGCGAGCCGGUCAUCUACCACGGUCACACGCUCACCUCUAAAGUGCCUUUCAAGGAGGUCAUUGUCACCAUCGCCCAGUACGCCUUCAAGGCGUCUCCGUACCCUCUGAUCUUGUCCCUGGAGAACCAUUGCUCCGUGGAGCAGCAGGUGGUCAUGGCCAAACACCUCCACGCCAUCCUGGGCAACAAGCUGCUCAACAAGCCCCUCAGCGGCCACUCGCUCAAGGACCUGCCCUCACCCGAAGAGCUGAGGGGACGUAUUCUGGUCAAGGGGAAGAAGCAGAUCCCUCAGCUGGGCCAGCUGGGCAAGAACGGAAGCUACGGCAGCUUCUCCUCAAGCUCCGAGGACGAGCAGACGGGCGGAAACAAGAGCACGCCCAAGAAGGACCCAGCCAAGGUUUGCUCCAAGCUGAGCGUGGAGCUGUCAGAGUUGGUGGUGUACUGCCGCAGCGUCCCUUUCUGCGGUUUCACAAACGUGGGUGAAAAGCCGGCGGAUGAAAUGUCCUCCUUCUCCGAGAACGACGCCCUGAAGCUCAUCAAAGACUCGGGGAAGCUCUUUGUGAGACACAACAGCAGGCAGCUGAGCCGGAUCUACCCCUCCGGACAGCGUCUCCAGUCAUCCAACUUCAAUCCCCAGGAAAUGUGGAACGCUGGCUGCCAGAUGGUGGCUCUGAACUUCCAGACCCCCGGUGAGCCCAUGGACCUGAACCAGGGCCGCUUUCUUCCCAACGGCCGCUGCGGCUACGUCCUGAAAGCCGACUUCCUGUGCAGCGGCGAUUCCGACUUCAACCCGGAAAACACGGGCGGGGGUCCCGGUCACGUCCCCACCCAGCUGACUAUACGAGUGAUAUCAGCUCAGCAGCUUCCGAAAAUCAACACGGACAAAGCCAGCUCCAUUGUGGACCCGCAGGUGUGGGUGGAGAUUCACGGCGUGGCCAUCGAUAACACCAGAGACAAAACGCACCGUAUCGACAACAAUGGCUUCAACCCGCGAUGGGACUGCACGCUCAGCUUCCAGUUGCAGGUUCCUGAGCUGGCGCUGGUGCGCUUCGUCGUCGAGGACCAUGACCACAAAGCCAAGAACGACUUUGUGGGACAGUUUACGUUACCCUUCACCAGCUUGCGUACGGGUUACCGACACGUCCACCUGCUGAAGGCCGACGGUUCUCGGCUGGCCCCCGCUACGCUCUUCGUCCACGUCAAAGUGUCCCGCAAAGGUGUUCCCGUCAAACACGUGUGUGAAAGUACGCCGUCCCCCAGGAAAAAAAGUGUCAACCUCAAUAAGUAAGAGCUUCUUAGUUCGGGGCUGGGCAAACUCAAGGGACACAUUAGAUGUUACAAAUGAGCCAGCUCAAAAAUGAAUUCAAAUGUUCAAUUAGAAUUCAUUCUCAUUUUUAGUCUUUUGAAUGAAUUCAAUUCCAUAGACGUCAUCAGACAAAUACCUUUUUAUAGAUAGCGGUUGUGGGUCGGAAAAAGCCUGUUCACUUCAACAAAUAUUGUCCCUCCUUGCCUUCGUUGCACACAAGCAGCACUUCAUUGCCUGGAAGCACAGUGUGCUAUUUUUGCUCGCACUAAAGAUGAAUUUAUUUGAUCAUUAAUAAGCACUCAUGAAGUACUAAGAACAAACCAACGAAAAAAAAGUCCAAUUCACUGUACUAUGGCACUUUUAAUGUUUUUACCUCAAUAACUUGAACUUAAAAUGACAAAACGAGCAGUAUUAGAAACAAAUGUUGACGCGUGUCCUAAUAUGAACUUAUAAACUAGAUUUCACACAAGCUAAGGAAAGGAGAUGAUGAGUCAUUUUGACUUUGAGACCUGUGUCUAUUUCUUGUCCUCUAUGUUGCCAAAAUACAACAAAUGAAUUGGAUGAUUGUUAAAGAUAAACCAUGCAGUAUUACAAAUCAUUUCUUUUUUUGCAGUUUAAAAGGUCAUUUAUGCUGUGGUCGGUCUAUUUAUUGUGACUAAUAUCUUUAUUGCAAAUGAAUAAAUACACCCACUAUUAUGAAUCUAUAGCUAUAGAUGUACUCAAAGUCAUUAAUUAAUAUUGGAGACACUUCUUUGUGUUGAUCAUUGUUUUCUUGCUGUUUUUUGUAACAAAGCACUUCUUAGUGCUGGUUGUCCUUUAACUUGAUGUAACCUUGUCAUUGUCACCCACGAAGUGCCAAUAAAGUUUUGAUAGAGACAUU